CAUUUUUUUUUCCAAUCAGGAGUCUUGAGCUGUCACUGAGAGAGAAAACAAUAUCUAGGAGACAAAAGAAAAGGAGUUAGAAAAUAAACACGCGUAUUAACGCACACCUCUGGUACAAAACGGCCUUGUUGAAUUCUGAUCAUUCACUAAUAAUUAGUUCAAAUCUUUAAUAACGCUCGACAAAAUGUCACCUUCCCUGAAUUGUCUUUCCUCACAAACAUCUCCUCGUCUUGAUGACUAUUCUUCCUGGCACGGCUUCAGUCAGAUUGAGUUCACACACACCUGGAGAAGAGAAUACUGACGGUGAGAGAACUGGAUGAGAGAAAACAGACAACCUUCUGCGCUACUGAUAAGAAAAAGGGCUUCAAAUUGGAAGAUAAGAGAAUUCUGCACAUACCGGAUCGGCUCGGGUCAGAGUAUAAAAGUCACAACCUUGGCGAUGACCAAUUAUUAGAGAAUUGCUCAUUCACAUAUGGGAUGUUUGGUUGAGUCGUGCACGCUAAUACACUGUAAACACACACACCGCAUCGAUCUGAAGCGUUAUAGCGUCCACUGAUCAGCACUAAAAAUGGAGUCUGUUCAUAUGACGACGUCCUGUUCCACGACUCUGACGCUCACGACGUCUUUGCUGCUCCUGUUUGCGUCACAGUUUUCAGGAGUGAGGUCAAUUCAGUCAGUGCUGGAGAGCAAUUCUACUGAAGAGUAUGUGGGAUCCACCUUCAUCCAGGAGGCUUUGAGGAGAGCCAGAGAGCUAACGGAUGCUGCUUAUGCACGGACUAAUGAGAGAGUCAAGAUGUCUGUAAAAGAAGGUUCUUUUCGUCCCACUGACCUGCUGGCUCAGUUUAAACAGAUCGGCACCGGUACGAGGGCGCACAUCAGAGCUGCUGAGCUGCUGGAUAACACAGUGGAACUCAUCAGAGAGAUGGUGUACACACACACUAUGGCUCAGCCUAAACACACUGAGCUGUUGAGCCAGGAUGACGUGGAGAUUUUGUUGGAGGCUACAGGUUGUUCAGCAGAGAUCAAGAGACCUGCGUGCAAAGGCGACUGCCUUUCAGAGCGCUACCGCACCAUCACUGGCCACUGCAACAAUAGGCAGAAUCCACUGCUUGGAGCUGCUAAUACUCCGUAUGCUCGGUGGCUUCCACCAGCGUAUGAAGAUUUUCAUGGUACACCCAGAGGAUGGAACCCCCAACAUACCUACCGUAACUUUACCUUGCCUCCAGUUCGAGUUGUGUCACAGGAGGUGUUGUACACCCAGAACGAGAAGAUCUCUUUGGAUUUGUCUCUGUCACACCUGCUGGUGGAGUGGGGGCAGUGGAUUGACCAUGAUCUGUCACUGACCCCUCAGAGCCCCAGUACGGCUUCGUUCAGGACCGGAGCAGACUGCACUCGCACCUGCAGCAGAGACACGCCAUGUUUCCCCAUACAGAUCCCUCUGACAGACCCUCGUCGCAGUGUUCAGAGCUGCAUGCCGUUUUUCCGCUCAGCUCCCAGUUGUAUAGAUGCCUCGGUCGUGUGUCGUCAUCGAGAGCAGCUGAACGCCAUCACAGCCUUCGUAGAUGCCAGUAUGGUGUACGGCAGUUCAGACGAUCUCGCUCGCUCUCUGCGUAAUCUGUCCUCUCCUCUAGGCCUACUCAAACACAACCAGCUGCAUGCAGACCGAGGACUUGCCUACCUGCCCUACCUGCCUCGAACACACACCCAACUAGACCCAUGUGCACCACGAGAAGGUUCCAACACAGGGAAGAACACAACGUCUAUGGGUAACUUGACCUUCUGCUACCUGGCAGGUGAUUCUCGGGCUAAUGAGCACUUGGGGAUGAUUGCUCUCCACACACUGUUUCUGAGAGAGCAUAAUCGAUUAGCCAUGGAGCUCCAUAAGCUCAACCCCUACUGGAGCCCUGAUACACAGUAUCAAGAGGCCAGGAAAAUUCUUGGAGCUGUCCAUCAGGUCCUGACAUGGGAUCGCUAUUUGCAACAUAUUCUGGGGCACGGUGCAUUUUCCGAACUCAUGCCCCCCUAUCAGGGUUAUGACCCUGAAACUGACCCCAGCAUUACCAACGGUUUCUCCACUGCUGCCUUCCGCUUUGCCCAUGUGACCGUACAGCCCAUAGUGAACCGACUAGGACCCGCAUAUCAGCUUGACCCUAAACAUCCACCAUUGCCUUUACACCACUCACUGUUUGCCUCUUGGAGGGUGGUAGAAGAAGGUGGUAUAGAUCCAGUGCUGCGGGGUUUGUUGUUGUCCCCAGCUAAACUCCAGGCUCCUGAGCAGAUGAUGGUGGAGGAGUUGACUGAGAGACUGUUCCAGGCUCAUGGUGGGCUGCCGCUGGACCUUGGGGCUCUAAACCUGCAGAGGGGCCGUGAUCACGGCCUUCCUGGUUACGGUGCAUGGCGAGAGUUUUGUGGCCUUUCUGUCCCUGCGAAUGAAUCCGAUUUAAUAGAAAUUCUGCAGAACGUAGGUUUGGUGCGUAAGCUGCUUGCUCUGUAUGGUACAGCCUGGAAUAUUGAUGUGUGGGUGGGUGGUAUCUCAGAGCCCCCUGUGUCUGGUGGGAGAGUUGGGGCUCUGCUAUCCUGCCUGAUAGCCAAACAGUUUCGUGCACUCAGAGAUGGAGACAGGUUCUGGUGGGAGAGAGAGGGUGUGUUCAGCUCUGCUCAGAGACGUGCACUGCGUACGGUGUCUCUCUCUCGAAUCAUAUGUGACAACACACACAUCUGCCUGGUGCCCUCAGACCCAUUUGUAUGGACGCUCCACCCUGACGAGCUGCUACCGUGCACGCACCCAAACAUCACACACCUUAAUCUUUCUGCAUGGAAGGAGCCAGACACUGAUCCAGUGUGUGGCUCCAUUCCUCGACUGAAACUGGGUUUCUCUGUGCUGUGUGGUUCAGCAGUGCUGUACCAGUGUCCUUCUGGCUAUCUGCUUCACGGGGCCACCCACGUCACCUGUGACCCAAACACACGACUCUGGACUCCAAACCUACCAACUUGUCAAGAUAUAGACGAGUGCCUCAGUGGGUCUGUCUGUCCACCAAAUCUGCUGUGCCACAACAGCCCAGGUUCCUUCAUUUGCACAGAGUCCACGACAUUUUCUGCAACCUCCGUCGCUGCCGCAGUGGUGACAGUGAUGGGAGGCGUUGCUCUGAUGGCUCUAAUAGUGAGUUGCUAUAAAAGGUUUUUCAUUAAAAAAGGAAGAGUCAGCAGAAUAUGCUGUAAUAAGAAAAACUGAACCGAAGUUAAGAGGGGGCACGGUGGCUUAGUGGUUAGCACGUUCGCCUCACACCUCCAGGGUUGGGGGGUUCGAUUCCCACCUCCGCCUUGUGUGUGUGGAGUUUGCAUGUUCUCCUCGUGCCUCGGGGGUUUC
This is a messenger RNA of Tachysurus fulvidraco (yellow catfish), 3367 nucleotides long. It is a transcript of the gene epx, whose product is annotated as eosinophil peroxidase. The coding region runs from base 569 to 3232 and encodes 887 amino acids. Gene Ontology annotation, molecular function: peroxidase activity; heme binding; calcium ion binding. The transcript has 19 exons. Lineage: Eukaryota; Metazoa; Chordata; Actinopteri; Siluriformes; Bagridae. The record is from RefSeq and is a predicted model, not a curated record. Gene Ontology annotation, biological process: response to oxidative stress.